AUGUCCAACGGAGGCAGGUUCGAGUUUGACGAUGGCGGCUGCUAUGUGGGUGACUGGGAGGAGGGCCGGGCACAUGGCUACGGCGUAUGCACUGGCCCCGGGGCCCAGGGGGAGUACAGUGGGCGCUGGAGCCGUGGCUUCGAGUCCCUGGGCGUCUACACGUGGCCCAGUGGGAACACCUACCAGGGCCACUGGAGUCAAGGCAAGCGCAGUGGACUCGGCGUGGAGCGCAAGAGCAAGUGGAGCUACAAGGGGGAGUGGAGCCACGGGCUGAAGGGGCGCUCGGGCGUCUGGGAAAGCCAGUCCGGUGUCGUCUAUGAAGGCAUGUGGCGUGAGGGCCUGCAGGAUGGAUACGGCAUGGAGACGUACGCUGAUGGAGGUACCUACCAGGGCCAGUGGCAGUUCGGAAAACGUCACGGAUACGGAGUGCGUCAGAGUGUUCCUUACCGCCAGGCGGCCCUGGUGCGCUCCCCGCGCCGGACCUCCCUCGAGUCACUCCACAGCGAGACUGACCCUACCACCCCGGCUCCACCGCUCCCUCCUCCUCCUCUUCCCCCGCCACCUCUCCCUGGGGAUAGCCCAGCCUCCGGAUCGAGGGGUGGGUUUGUCUUGGCCUUCCCAGGUGACCCAGACUUCCCCAAGGGAGCCAAGAAGAAAACCGGAGGCUUCUUCCGCCGCUCCCUGCUCUUAAGCGGGCUCCGGGUGCGCAGGGCUGAGUCGAAGGCUUCCUUGGGCAGCAAAAGAGGGUCCCUCAAGAGCGAGGCAGGGGUAAGUUCGGCUGGGAGCGAGGCCACCACACUCAGCUACGCAGAGACAGAACCUCCGGAGUUGCCUUCAGCAUUGACUAUUGAGGGGUCUUCCACCGAGGUCUACGCAGGAGAGUGGCGGGCGGACCGCCGCAGCGGCUACGGGGUGAGCCGCCGUUCCAACGGGCUGCGGUACGAGGGCGAGUGGCUAGGCAAUCGCCGGCACGGUUACGGCCGCACCACCUACCCCGACGGCUCCAAGGAAGAGGGGAAGUACAAGCUCAACCGUCUGGUGAGCGGCAAGGUGAAGAAUCUGAUUCCCCUUCGCCGGAGCAAGGUCAAAGAGAAAGUUGACCGAGCCGUAGAAGUGGCUAGAAGGGCCGUCAGUAUGGCCCGGCAGAAGCAAGAGCUGGCCAUCGCCAGGGCUGCGGAUGCUCGCAUGAAGGCCGCUGGGGCGCUGGCCGCAGCAGAGAAAGCCCUGGAAGCUGCGCGGCUGGCCAAAAUUCUGGCCCAGGAACUGCAGCCCAUCCUUGAUGAGCCAGAACCACGUGGCCGGCUGGAUUCGGAAGGCACUGACACCAAUUUCCAGGAGUACGACAGCCCCCAGGUCUACGAGAACGGCAUCACCCCCUCCGAUGCUUCUCCAGACCCGAGUCUGCCCACGAGCUACCCUCCGACGCCUCUGCAGUCCUGGAGGGGGGACCCUCGGCGGACUUGGCCCCCCUUGGAGAACGGGGGUCCUCGCCAGCUCCUCCCGGAGGCCUCCGACCCCGAGGAUGAGUGGGGGUGCCGGGGCAGCUUCCCGUCUCAGACUCCGGGGUUUGCUCCCGAGGGGCUGUGGGACCAAGAGGAGGAGCAGGGGCAGAUGAGCAGCUACGAAGCGGAGGAAGAGGCGUUCGCGGGGGGCCCUCGGCGCCCCCAGCUGGGCAGCCCAGCCAGCGGCAGCUCCGGCAGCCUGCGGGAGGAGGAAGAAGAGGAGGAGGAAGAGGAGGAGGGGGCAGUUUCCAGGCCUUAUCCUGGGGAGAUCCCGGCGGAAGCAGAACUGGAGAGAGCUUCCGUGGGCCCGGAAUCGGAGAACGAGGAAGGGACUGGGGGUCCAGGGGCCUUCGUGGUGGAGCGAGAGGAGGUCCUCGGAGCAGUGUGGAGAAGGGAGAGGCAGGGAGCCCACCUGUUGGUCGUCGCUGCAGUCCUGUUGGUCGACGUGAGUCUGGUGUACCUGUUCUCGCUCCUCCUCACUUGA
Messenger RNA from Varanus komodoensis (Komodo dragon), 1986 nucleotides. It is a transcript of the gene JPH4, whose product is annotated as junctophilin 4. Gene Ontology annotation, biological process: regulation of synaptic plasticity. Gene Ontology annotation, cellular component: plasma membrane; junctional membrane complex; endoplasmic reticulum membrane. The record is from RefSeq and is a predicted model, not a curated record. NCBI's taxonomy places the organism in Eukaryota, Metazoa, Chordata, Lepidosauria, Squamata, Varanidae. The transcript is spliced from 5 exons. Bases 1 to 1986 code for a protein of 661 amino acids.